Molecule: messenger RNA, 1826 nt
Organism: Mus caroli (Ryukyu mouse)
Lineage: Eukaryota; Metazoa; Chordata; Mammalia; Rodentia; Muridae
Source: RefSeq, a predicted model, not a curated record
AAGGCUGCUGUUCCAAGCAUCAAAUUCUGCUUGGACAAUGGAGCAAAGUCGGUUGUCCUUAUGAGCCACCUGGGCCGGCCUGAUGGUGUUCCCAUGCCUGACAAGUACUCCUUAGAGCCAGUUGCUGCUGAACUCAAAUCUCUGCUGGGCAAGGAUGUUCUGUUCUUGAAGGAUUGUGUGGGCCCAGAAGUCGAGAAUGCCUGUGCCAACCCAGCUGCUGGGACUGUCAUCCUGCUGGAAAACCUCCGCUUUCAUGUAGAGGAAGAAGGGAAGGGAAAAGAUGCUUCUGGGAACAAGGUUAAAGCUGAGCCAGCCAAAAUUGAUGCUUUCCGAGCCUCACUGUCCAAACUAGGAGAUGUCUAUGUCAAUGAUGCUUUUGGGACUGCUUUGGUGUCUCAUCAUUUUGGCCCCCAUGAAUUGAUGAGAAAACAGAAAAAGGAGAGAAAGCAGGAACUGAAGCUACUUCAGGAACAGGAGCAAGAACUCCGUGACAUCCUCUGUAUGCCGCCCUGCGAUGUGGAUAGCACCUCUGUCCCCACCUUAGAAGAGCUGAAGCUAUUCCGACAGCGUGUGGCAACUCUGAGGGAAACAAAGGAAUCGAGGCAUGAAGAAUUUGUCAACAUUAAGAAACAAAUCAUACUGUGUAUGGAAGAAUUAGAACACACUCCAGAUCCAAGCUUUGAAAGAGAUGUAGUGUGUGAAGAUGAAAGUGCUUUUUGUUUAUCACUGGAGAAUAUUGCANCAUUACAGAAGUUGCUAAAGCAACUGGAAAUGAAAAAAAAAUCACAAAAUGAAGCAAAAUGUGAGGGGCUCCGCACUCAAAUCCGAGAGCUCUGGGAUAGGUUACAAAUACCUGAAGAAGAGAGAGAGCCUGUGAAGGCAAUUAUGACUGGGUCAAAAACCAAAAUCAGGAAUGCGCUGAAAUUAGAAGUGGAUCGGUUAGAAGAACUGAAAAUGCAAAACAUAAAGCAAGUGAUUGAGAACCGAGUGGAGCUGGCUCAGUUCUGGGACCAGUGUUUUUAUAGCCAGGAACAGAGGCAGGCUUUUGCCCCUUACUAUUCUGAGGACUACACAGAACAGCUGCUCCAUCUUCAUGAUGCUGAGAUUGUCCAGUUAAGGAACUACUAUGAUGUUCACAAGGAGCUGUUCCAAGGCGUCCAGANGUGGGAAGAGAGCUGGAACUUCCUAGAGUUUGAGAGAAAAGCUUCAGACCCAGGUCGAUUUACAAAGCGAGGGGGAAAACUUUUAAAAGAAGAAAAGGAACGCGCAAAGCUCCAGAAAACACUCCCUAAGCUGGAAGAGGAGUUGAAAGCACGGAUUGAACAGUGGGAACAGGAACACUCAACAGCAUUUNUGGUGAAUGGGCAGAAAUUCAUGGAGUAUGUUACAGAACAGUGGAAAUUACAUCGGUUGGAGAAAGAGCGAACCAAACAGGAGAGGCAAAUGAAGAACAAGAAACAGACAGAGGCAGAGAUGCUGUAUGGCAGUACUCCCUGGACACCUAGCAAAAGACUAGGACAGACUCCCAAGAAGUCUGGCAAAGUACACAAGAUGAACACUACCACCAUGUCUAGUGCUACACCCAACAGUAGCAUUGGGCCUGUCUUUGGUGGAUCAGUGUACCAGUCACCUAUGUCUCGACUGCCCCCUUCUGGCAACAAGUCAGUAGUCACUUCUCUGUGUUCUGGAAAGAAAACACCUUGAGCUGCCCAGCUUAGGGCCAACAAGGAGAACUUGGACCUCAAUGGCAGCAUCCUGAGCGCGAGAACUUUCAAAGGCUUCCAGAUCUGAUGCUACGUCUCGAAUCCUCAAUUCAACCAACAUCC